AUGUCUCGGGUUCUCCCUAAUCGCUUAAAUUGUUCUAGAUUGUGGUUGUCGGGACGAGACAAGACUUGUUUAAGUCUCAUUUCCUUUGUUCCCGUCCCUGGGAAUGAAUUUGAAGCUGCUAUCACCUACGCUACAUCGGUAUUAGCGUGGCCAUAUUGUGUGAUAGCUCACGCACUCCAUUUACUGGUCCUUCUUAUCGGCCCACCACCUACCCUUUUACUUCCUGACCCCCACUAUCCGAGCUUUCCGCUUGAUAUUCCGGCGCGGAUCCAUGCAGAAAUAAAUCUAUUGUCGUCUGUAGCUUCUUAUCCGACAUCGGACGGAAAGCUCGCUGAUUAUUCAGAAUAUCUUGAGAUGUCACUGGGUCUUAUGAUAACACAAAUAACGUGUUAA
This is a messenger RNA of Morchella sextelata, 393 nucleotides long. RefSeq lists its product as uncharacterized. The record is from RefSeq and is a predicted model, not a curated record. NCBI's taxonomy places the organism in Eukaryota, Fungi, Ascomycota, Pezizomycetes, Pezizales, Morchellaceae. The transcript is spliced from 9 exons. Bases 1 to 393 code for a protein of 130 amino acids.